CCGACGGGGCGUCAAGCGUCAAGGAUAUUUCCUAAAUAGGAAAGCAAGCGCUUUGACCACCCGCCCUUGCCGCCGCGCAUGCAACUUGACUCAGAGGCUCUGCAUACGAGAUCCGUCGUUUACAUCUACCUUUAUCAAUCAGACCAAUACUGUGCUAUGAAGGCGCGGAAGGAAGGCGCUCGCAAGUUGAUUUUCUGCCCCGAUAUUGAAGAGGAAAGUCUUUCUCAUGGCGGAGGCGAGUCUCGUGGUAAUCGGGGCGGGAGUGGCAGGCCUGACAACAGCACUGCUGCUCUCGAGACAUCCGCGCUAUAGAAUCUAUGUUGUCGCGAAACACAUGCCCGGAGACUACGACAUCGAGUAUGCGUCGCCAUGGGCGGGAGCAAACUACAUGCCGGUGUCAAAUCGCGGAACUCGAGCUGCUGAAUGGGAUAAGAACACCUGGGCUCCGUUAGAUAACCUUGCGCGACAUCACCCAGAGGCCGGUGUCCAUUUCCAAGAGUGUCAGAUACACAAUCGAUCCAAGGACGUUGGCUCUGCGACGGCAGAGUGGUUUUCCGAACUCCUUUCUCCGAGCCCAUGGUUCAAAGAUGUCGUUCCGGACUUUCGAAAUCUGGACAAGCAAUCUCUGCCCGAGGGCAUUGACUCGGCAACAUCGUUCACAUCUGUUUGCAUCAAUACAGCACUAUAUCUGCCGUGGCUGGCAUCGCAAUGCUUGAAGAAUGGCGUUGUGUUCAAGAGGGGUACUUUCAAGCACAUCUCUGAAGCAGCCCGCUUCACCAAUCGCUCGCAAAAGGUCGAUCUCAUUGUGAACUGCACCGGCCUGGGAGCAGCAAAGCUCGGAGGGGUAGAAGAUGCUGCCGUCGUUCCGGCACGUGGUCAAAUCGUCGUCGUGCGAAACGAUGCAGGCAAGAUGAUUGAUAUCUCAGGCACAGACGACGGCGACGACGAGGCUUGCUACGUCAUGACCAGGGCCGCCGGCGGUGGGACGGUUCUCGGUGGCUCUUACCAGAAAGGCAACUGGGAGUCGCAGGUCGAUCCCAACCUUGCAAUUCGAAUUAUGAAGAGAGCGGUUGCCGUAUGUCCAGCCUUGACGGACGGACAGGGCAUUGAGAAGUUGGAUGUUGUGCGACAUGGGGUGGGCUUGCGACCUGUGAGGGAAGGCGGUGCAAGAGUUGAAAAGGAGAGGAUCGAUGGGGUUUGGGUGGUGCACAACUAUGGUCAUGGCGGAGCAGGAUAUCAGUCCUCGUACGGAUGCGCCGAGGAAGCGGUGAAACUGGUUCAAGAGGCAUUGGGUGGUUAUCUAGCGAAAUUAUAGAGUUGUUCUUUCGACCAGUCGUACGCUCUCCGACUCGACGGGAGCAAUGAAGCAGGCAUAAUCUCUCCUC
Molecule: messenger RNA, 1385 nt
Organism: Neohortaea acidophila
Lineage: Eukaryota; Fungi; Ascomycota; Dothideomycetes; Mycosphaerellales; Teratosphaeriaceae
Product: D-amino-acid oxidase
Exons: 5
Coding region: 227-1315 (362 amino acids)
Molecular function (GO): D-amino-acid oxidase activity; FAD binding
Source: RefSeq, a predicted model, not a curated record